Messenger RNA from Mercenaria mercenaria, 3298 nucleotides. Its product is annotated as neuroendocrine convertase 2-like. Gene Ontology annotation, molecular function: serine-type endopeptidase activity. The transcript has 13 exons. Gene Ontology annotation, biological process: protein processing. Bases 182 to 2203 code for a protein of 673 amino acids. The record is from RefSeq and is a predicted model, not a curated record. NCBI's taxonomy places the organism in Eukaryota, Metazoa, Mollusca, Bivalvia, Venerida, Veneridae. Gene Ontology annotation, cellular component: Golgi membrane; trans-Golgi network.
GAUACGUAAAUACAGUGACGAAAUACGGAAGUAAACUUUAUAAUUGCAUUAUUUGAUACUUCAUUCGUGCAUAAAAACUUGAUAGUAACUAUUGUCAUUAAUGGUUAAACGUUUUUGACGACGAGUGACUAAAUUUUAUUUUAUUACACACGCCAAACUUUAAAUAAAUUUUAUUUCAAAAAUGAAACUUCACGGAAAUUCCUUUGCUGUGCUUUGCUGGAUUUUCUUACCCGUUGUAUUUGGGAUUUCUGAUAGGUUUGUAUUCAAGAUAAAUUCAGAUGUUCAUGAAAUGGAGGAAAAUCUUCGAGUCUACAAUUUUAUAGAUAUGUUCAAGAUUACUCCCACUGUUUACAGUUUUAAGUAUGUCGGAUCCCUCAGUACAUCAAAAAUUGAACAUGUUUUAUCAGAAGUCAAACGAGUAUACAGAGACAGAAUAAUCGAGAUUGAACAAGCUAAAGAAUGCAUUAACUGUAUUCCAGUGGACCGCAUAGAUGUAAUGCCCGUUGCUUCGGAACACGAAAGCGGACUGUUUCCAGAGAACGAGGAGAAUGAGACUUAUUUUGGGAUGAACGUCGAGAAUGCCUGGUUUCAUGGAUACAAUGGGACUGGUAUAAAUGUCGCCGUGUUAGAUGUUGGCAUAAAUACAAACAUAAUAGACCUCAGACAAAAUAUAAACAAGGCGUUGGCGUUCAACUUCAUAGACAAUACGACCAAUGUGACGCCAGAAUAUUUCCAUAGUUAUUGGGCAGAUUCAUUGCGUUUUGUCGACCACGGAAACAGAUGUGCAAGUGUUAUAGCUGCUAAAAAAGGGAAUGGUGUUUGCGGUGCCGGUAUUGCAUAUGAAGCAAAUGUUGUUCCUUUGAAGGUAUUUUCGGUGAAGCUUGAGUAUCAGCAAUUCAAGCUAUUCACUACCUUUGAUAUCAUCGCUGCAGCACUUGCCUAUCGUUUACAGCAUAUUCACAUCUACUCGAACAGCUGGGCGCCACCCGAAAAAUUUGAACCUCUCGAUCUGGCGACAAGAGAAGCUAUUCUGAACGGAGUGACAAAGGGCAGAAACAAACUUGGAGCAAUUUAUGUUGUACCUGAUGGGUCGGAUGGUAUUUCUGGCAGUGGUCUAGCCAAUAGCAUACACACUAUCACUGUUAACAGUGUUGGUGUCAAUGGCGUAUUGCCACCAAAAGCACAAGUUAGUGCGAGUGUGUUAACUUCAGGUCUUGGAGAAGGAAACAAACUCAAUAAAAAUUACAUGCUUACUUCUUCUUUCAACAACAGAUGUAUCAAGUCAUUCAAAGGUGUAUCAGCAGCUGUUGCAGAAAUAUCAGCAAUUAUUGCCCUUGCGUUACAAGCAAGGCCAGGUUUAUCGCAGAGAGACAUUCAACACUUACUUGUUGAGUCAUCGGAGCAACAAAAACUAGCUAAAACUGUUGAAUUUAAACGAAAUGCAGCGGGAAAGUUGUUUAACUUCUUCCUUGGGUUUGGGCUAAUUGACGCUGAGAAAAUGGUAACACUUUCAAAAAAAUGGCCUCUCGUUGGAAACAUUUACAGCAAUACUUUAAGCUAUACAAAGACAUCGCGCACGUUCAGGCCAGAGAUGAGAGGGAAACAUCAACGUAAAUAUUCGAACACACACAGAACUAUGUAUGAAAUAGUGUUUAAGAUGGAAGAAUAUAGAUGCAAUCUGCAUGUUAAUACAAUAGAACAUGUUGUCUUAUACAUUAGUCAUGCUAUUGUAACUCAAAGAAACAUGAUACUGGAAAUAAUUUCUCCGAGCAAUACCGUCUCUAUCGUUGUGGAUAAUGGAGAUGUUACUAAAUUCAAUCAAGAUAACGCAGAUAGGAACUUGACAAGUGUACACUUUUGGGGAGAAAUCCCCUUUGGUUAUUGGAAGGUUAGGAUGCAACUGGCACAAGCAAUAGAUGAAGGCCAUCUCCAAACGGCGUCCUUAAUCGUGUAUGGAACUUUCAACGAAAGUAAAAGAACCCAGAAUUGUGUAUCAUCCACACAGGAGACUAGGACUGUUAAGAAAAUUAGAUACACUGAUAGAAAAACGAAAUCACACGGGUCAAAAUCAGAGAACAAAUCAGCAAAGAAUACUGCAGAUCGUUUUAUUUUACAUUAUACAUUAGCUUGGCUUUUAAUAUUUUGGACGACAUUUCACUUUUUAAAUAAUAUUGCAAAUGUUAUGCAGGUGCGUUAUAUUUAGUGUAAGUUUUAUUCUUAGUCAGUUCUUUUAUUACUUUUUACAUCUACCAUGUACACAUAUUUCUUAUUUAGGCUGUAUAUUUAUGUUCGCUUUUAAAUAGUCGGUGUUAUUGUUUAGUACUUUUAUGUUGUUCAGACGUCCUGUAAACCAAUGCAAUUUUCGAGCAGUACAGUUACGAAAUUAAUGAUUUAGAUUGAUGUGCAAUUAAAUACUCACGCAAGAGUAUGCUGUCGACGUUUCUUGUUGCUAUUAAGAUACAAACAUACAUUCUGUUAAAUUCAUAAUAGGGUAUUAAGUAAAUCUGCGUUAUUAUCAGUCAAUAAAUUUAUAUUUUUAAGACGUUAUUGACAUGAAAAAUAUUUUGUUUGCUCGUAUUCAAAAUCGUAGAAAACCUUUAUCGAUAAUUACUAUAUUCGAACAAAACACGCACAGUCUGCAUGUAUAAAAUAAAACUAAUGCCUUGUGUGAAUGAUCUAGUCAUUUACAUGGUUUUAGUAGUUAUGUUACAAAAAAUAUUUGGUUUUUGCAGGUUCAUGAUGAAUGAUAUUAUAUAAAUACUUUGUAUAUAGUUAUCCAGCAAUGAGAGCAAUCCAUUUUGCUAUAGUCUGUGAUAUGAGUAUCAUAAAACGGGUACAUAUACUUUUCGUUUUGUGAUCUGCACAUGCUUUAUACUUUUAAAUAAUCAUAAUUUGUCUUUGAAAUGUAUCCUUUUAUGGUUUAUUUAUUAUACAAUAUUUGUGAUUUCUAUUGUUUAUAUGCUAUAAUGAUUUUAUAUUCAAAAUGUUUCCCGAUUUUUACAUUUUUGCUUCAAAAUGUGAUGAUGAAUUAUGAUACCUCAAAUUUAAAGCGCUUGAUAUAUGUUAUUGUAACAAAUGUAAGAUGCGGCCUAAUUUCACUUUAUAUGUGUAUAAACAGUGUAUUUCUUUAAAAUAGGGUAGGUUUUUUUGCAGGGUGUUUAAAGUAUACAAGUACAAUUCUUUUUUCUUAAACAAUAUUUAACAUGUCAUCUGUAUAUUGAUUCCUGGAGGAGCAUUUAGAAAUUUGAAAUAUGUAUGAAAAUAUAUAUGCGUUCCAUGAAUAAAUAUAUGAAAUUCA